Messenger RNA from Fusarium coffeatum, 1701 nucleotides. RefSeq lists its product as uncharacterized. Bases 1 to 1701 code for a protein of 566 amino acids. The record is from RefSeq and is a predicted model, not a curated record. The transcript has 2 exons. Gene Ontology annotation, cellular component: mitochondrion. Lineage: Eukaryota; Fungi; Ascomycota; Sordariomycetes; Hypocreales; Nectriaceae. Gene Ontology annotation, molecular function: methylmalonate-semialdehyde dehydrogenase (acylating, NAD+) activity; malonate-semialdehyde dehydrogenase (acetylating, [NAD(P)+]) activity. Gene Ontology annotation, biological process: thymine catabolic process; L-valine catabolic process.
AUGCGUCGCGCAUUCACCCGCGGCCUGGGCGCCUCAAGCCGCUCUACUGCUGCUAUCUCUCGAUCCUCUAUCCUCACCUCCAGCGGCCCAUCCCACGUCGCUGCCAGGCGCAUUCAUGCGACUUCCAAGCAGCUCCAGCCUGUGACAGCUGCUCUGGCCUCUACUGCCAACAGCUACCCUACCACACACGCCAAGGUCGAGGUCGUCGAUACUCCCUACUUCAUCGACAACAAGUUCGUUUCCUCUUCGGCCGAUAAGUUUAUUGACUUGCACGACCCUGCUACCAACGAGCUCGUCACUCGCGUUCCUCAGAUGACCGACGCCGAGAUGAAGGCUGCUGUCGAGAGCGCUGAGAAGGCUUUCAAGUCAUGGAAGAACACUACUGUCAUUUCUCGACAGCAGAUCAUGUUCCGCUUUGUUCAGCUCAUCCGUGAGAACUGGGACCGUCUGGCUGCCAGCAUCACUCUCGAGCAGGGCAAGACCUUCGCUGAUGCCCGAGGUGAUGUCCUCCGAGGUCUCCAGGUCGCUGAGGCUGCCAUUGCCGCCCCUGAGCUUCUCAAGGGUGAAGUCCUCGAGGUUUCCAAGGAUAUGGAGACUCGAACCUACCGCGAGCCUCUUGGUGUUACGGCUGCUAUCUGCCCUUUCAACUUCCCUGCUAUGAUUCCCCUCUGGUGCAUUCCCAUCGCUACUAUCACCGGUAACACUCUUAUCCUCAAGCCUUCCGAGCGUGAUCCUGGUGCUGCCAUGAUCAUUGCCGAGCUUGUCCAGAAGGCUGGCUUCCCUGAGGGUGUUGUCAACAUUAUCCAUGGUGCUCACCGUACCGUUGACUUCAUCCUUGACGAGCCCGCUAUCAAGGCUAUCAGCUUCGUUGGUGGCAACAAGGCUGGCGAGUACAUCUACAGCCGUGGAUCUGCCAACGGCAAGCGUGUUCAGGCCAACUUGGGUGCCAAGAACCACGCUGUCGUCUCCCCUGACGCCAAUAAGAACCAGUUCAUCAACUCCAUUGUUGGUGCUGCUUUCGGCGCUGCCGGCCAGCGCUGCAUGGCCCUGAGCACACUCGUCAUGGUCGGUGAGACCAAGGAGUGGCUCAACGAUGUUGCUGAGCAGGCCAAGAACCUCAAGGUUGACGGUGGUUUCGAGGAGGGAGCCGAUCUCGGUCCUGUCAUCACUCCCCAGAGCAAGGAGCGCAUUGAGAAGCUUAUCGAGUCCGCUGAGAAGGAGGGUGCUACUAUCCUUCUCGACGGCCGUGGUUACAAGCCUAGCAAGUACCCCAACGGUAACUGGGUUGGACCUACCAUCAUUACCAACGUUACCCCUGACAUGACCUGCUACAAGGAGGAGGUCUUCGGUCCCGUCCUUGUCUGUCUCAACGCCGAGUCCAUUGAUGAUGCGAUCGACCUUGUCAACAAGAACGAGUACGGUAAUGGUACUGCCAUCUUCACCCGAUCUGGCGCUACUGCCGAGACCUUCCGCAAGCACAUUGAGGCCGGUCAGGUCGGUAUCAAUGUUCCCAUCCCCGUCCCCUUGCCCAUGUUCUCUUUCACUGGUAACAAGAAGUCCAUUGCUGGUGGUGGUUCCAACACUUUCUACGGAAAGCCUGGCAUCAACUUCUACACCCAGCUCAAGACUGUUACAGCCCUGUGGCAGAGCUCUGAUGCCGUCGCUAAGAAGGCUGAUGUUGCUAUGCCCACCCAGCAAUAA